Molecule: messenger RNA, 1347 nt
Organism: Pseudovirgaria hyperparasitica
Lineage: Eukaryota; Fungi; Ascomycota; Dothideomycetes; Acrospermales; Acrospermaceae
Exons: 4
Coding region: 1-1347 (448 amino acids)
Source: RefSeq, a predicted model, not a curated record
AUGCUAGUUCCUCCUACGACACCUGCAAGGCAGAGUCUGAUAGAUCAUGCCGGCCGCAUUGACAAAGUACCAUUCGUGGUAACUUUGUGGGUAACGUGUGCGCUCGGCACAUUCGCUGCGAUGAUGCGUCUAGUUUUGAGGUUACGAGUCCGACAUAGGUUCUCCUUGGACGACUAUCUGAUAAUCUUCGCAACCUCCACGGCGAUGGCCAUGAACGUGACCAUGUUCUACUUCGUGGAAACUAUCUUUCUUGUGGAAGCCAUUAAUGUGUAUGGUAUCGUGCCAACACCAGAAGAGCGGGCCCCUCUACUUAAUGGCGUGUAUUGGAGGCAUAUCGUCUUGUCUCUGUCAUGGACGGCUAUUUGCACAAUCAAGUUUUCUUUCCUGGCCUUUUUCAAGGACCUCGUUCAUGGUGUAUCGCGCCAUAUCACGCGCUUCUAUUGGGCUACAGCUGUACUCGUGUUUCUUUGUUAUGGUUUCUGCUUAAGCCAAAGCUUCAUUCUAUGUCCUUACUUUGGCGACGAUCGAAGGAAAUGCUUCCCAGAUAGCCCCCGAGCCAUUAGUAUUGCUGCAAACACAAUAGCGGCAUGUCUGGACAUCAUCAGCGAUGCCAUGAUCGUCGCCAUCCCCAUCCUCGUCCUCCGCAAAGCCCGCAUGGCCAAGAAACAAAAGCUCGCCAUCGCCGCAUUCCUAUGCCUAUCAAUUACCAUGAUCAUCAUUGCGCUGAUCCGCGUCGCCGGCGCCGACUAUGUCAGCAUCCGCAACAAGCACGACUUCGACACCACCUGGCAAGCCUUCUGGCAACACAUCGAGACCAACCUUGCCGUCUUCAUGGGCUCUGUGAUGAUGAUGCGCAGCAUCUUCAUCACCGUCAUCGCCGAGCACAGCAAAGGAAGCAAGGACGGCUCGAAGAGCGCGACAGGAUCGCUUGUGCGCUCGUGGAUGUUCGCGUCGAAGAGUAGGAACACCAUUGAUGUCGGCCAUGUAGACCCACCAAUGGAGCUACGCCGUGCGAGUUACGCACGGAAUAGCACUAAUUCGUCGCGCUCGCUGGUGCCCAAACAUGCGAGCUUGAGUGCUGGAUUCAAUCAGCCGGCUACAAUAGCAGAGAUGCCACCGGUGGAAAUGUACGACGACGACUACCAUAGCUUCAAGCGGCAAGACAAGGAAAGUCUGCGAUCAUUCUCGCAGUGGGAUUUUGACUUCAAUUCGCUGCACACAACGCUUGAGCCGGGCAUGGCUGGCAGCCAGGGGCAUAUACGGACGAAUCUCGACGCCAUUCCAGAUGCACAGGUGAGGAAGGAUAGGACAUACUACUACCCACCAAGCUCAGAUAGUCCUGUGUAA